GCACCUCCUCCCCCUGCUCCCUAUAGGUGUGUCCCUGUGCUCUGGCUACCUGGCCCACUCCCCGAGGAGACGCCAGUCCGAGAGGUCACCCACUUGCGGCCCCAGCAAGUCCCAACACACACCCGCCGAGUGACCGGCCAUGGAAGCCUCAGAUGCCUCCAGAAGCAAUGGGGCCAGCCCUGAAGCCCGGGAUGCCCGCAGCCCCCCAGGCCCCAACGGCACCCUGGAGAAUGGGGCCAAGGCCGAAGGCCAAGAUGCCAAGACCACCAACGGGCAUGGCGGGGAGGCGGCCGAGGGCAAGAGCCUGGGCGGCACCCCGAAAUCAGGGGAGGGCAAGAGCUCCCUGUUUUCGGGGAACGAGUGGCGGCGGCCCAUCAUCCAGUUUGUGGAGUCCGUGGACGACAAGAGCUCCAGCUACUUCAGCAUGGACUCUGGGGACGGCAAGAGGUCCCCCUACGCCGGGCUCCAGCUGGGGGCUGGCCGGAAGCCGCCCCUCUCCUUUGCCGAGAAGGGGGAGCUGCGCAAGUCCAUCUUCUCGGAGCCCCGAAAGCCCACGGUGUCCAUCGUGGAGCCCGGGGAGGCCCGGCGGAACAGCUACCCCCGGGCCGACGGCGGCCCCCUCCUGCGCUCCAAGUCGGGCUCUGAGGAGGUCCUGUGUGACUCCUGCAUCGGCAACAAGCAGAAGGCCGUCAAGUCCUGCCUGGUGUGCCAGGCCUCCUUCUGCGAGCUGCACCUCAAGCCCCACCUGGAAGGUGCCGCCUUCCGCGACCACCAGCUGCUCGAGCCCAUCCGGGACUUCGAGGCUCGCAAGUGUCCUGUGCAUGGCAAGACCAUGGAGCUCUUCUGCCAGACGGACCAGACUUGCAUCUGUUACCUCUGCAUGUUCCAGGAGCAUAAGAAUCACAGCACCGUGACCGUGGAAGAGGCCAAGGCAGAGAAGGAGACAGAGCUAUCACUACAAAAGGAACAGCUACAGCUCAAGAUCAUCGAGAUCGAAGAUGAAGCUGAGAAGUGGCAGAAGGAGAAGGACCGCAUCAAGAGCUUCACCACCAGUGAGAAGGCUAUCCUGGAGCAAAACUUCCAGGACCUUGUGCGGGACCUGGAGAAGCAAAAGGAGGAAGUGAGGGCCGCAUUGGAGCAGCGGGAGCAGGAUGCCGUGGGCCAGGUGAAGGUGAUCGUGGAUGCUCUGGACGAGAGGGCCAAGGUGCUGCAUGAGGACAAGCAGACCAGGGAGCAGAUGCAAACCAUCAGUGACUCGGUGCUGUUUCUGCAGGAAUUUGGUGCAUUGAUGAGCAAUUACUCCCUCCCCCCACCUCUGCCCACCUACCAUGUUCUGCUGGAGGGGGAGGGCCUGGGACAGUCACUUGGCAACUUCAAGGAUGACCUGCUCAACGUGUGCAUGCGCCAUGUUGAGAAGAUGUGCAAGGCAGACCUGAGCCGUAACUUCAUCGAGAGGAACCACAUGGAGAACGGAGCUGACCAUCGCUACAUGAGCAGCUACACUAGCAGCUACGGCAAUGAGUGGAGCGCGCCCGACACCAUGAAGAGAUACUCCAUGUACCUCACGCCCAAGAGUGGGGCCAGGACAUCGUACCAACCGGGGUCCCCCAGCCGCCUCUCCAAGGAGACCAACCAGAAGAAUUUCAACAAUCUGUAUGGCACCAAAGGUAACUACACCUCCCGGGUCUGGGAAUACUCCUCCACCAUCCAGAACUCAGAUGAUGGGCCCGCAGUCCAAGGCAGCUCCUCCUUCUCCCUGAAAGCAGGCUCUGGGAAAGCCCCCUAUCAGUUCACCACCUUGGGACAGGCCACCACAGAGUUUUCCAAACCACUGGACGGCAGUGGGCGAUUUAAAAACAAUCCUGGCUAUCCUUCCCUCAUCAGGAGCCAGAGCCCCAAGGCCCAGCCCCAGACUUGGAAAUCUGGCAAGCAGACUUUGCUGUCUCACUACCGGCCGUUCUAUGUCAACAAAGGCAACGGGAUGGGGUCCAACGAGGCCCCGUGAGUUCCAGACGGGCAGCACCGAGACCCUGGCACCCCUGCCCUCCCCGGCUGACCCUGCUGCUCUCGCUACUGUGCUCAUCAGGGUGGAAGGGAGCCGCCCCCCUCUGCUCCCUGCCUUCAACCGGGCCCCCUCCAGGCUCCUCUCCAGCUUUGGGACUUCUAAUGGCCACCAUCUUUCCUGUGCUCAGAGGCCAGCCAUCACAUGGGUGGGAGAUAGGUGGGCUCCUCUCCCAUAACCCACCGCCCUCUCUUGGGUGGGGUUGUUGGGGCCCACAUGGGGGCAGCCUGCCUUUCCCGCCCAUCCCCUUGCCAUCUUGAGGCCUCUUGGCCAUUUCUCUCCAAGCCUCCUUCCCCAGGAUGUGGUCUGUAGAUGUCUGCCCCUCUCCCACCCGCGUGGGCCCACCUUCUCCUUCCCAGCAGCCGGGCCCCAGCAGACCACUGACCCUAAGUACCCAGCCCGGCUGAGCCCGCAGCCUGAGGCCACCGUGGAGGGGAACCUCUCAGCAUCUCGGCAUCAUCCCGACCGUGUCGGGUGUCACCAUAACCAUAUGGAGUCCGAGGUCCUGGGGAUGGGCUCUCCUGGCUGCAAGGAUGGUCUUAGCCAAGCCAGGUCCCUCUUCUACCUGCUGGGAUAAGCAAUUCCCUCAACAUGAUAGGAUCCAUCCAUGAAAAUAGUUCCUGGCCCAACUGCCCAAGGGACAUGUCAUUUCCCCCAUGGAGUCCUGGGCCAUCCCAUUAUUCUGUGUCCUCUCUGGCGACGGCAAGUGAGCAGGCCAGAGACAUUGGGUCUCGGCUGGUCACUUGCAAUUUCCAUGUAACUGCUGCUGUUACUUCUAAGGGUGGCUGACCCACCCCCAGCCCCCCUCAGCCACUGCCCCCAUCCGUCUCCAUCCUCCCUCUGACUACCUUCCAUGUGGCACACCAUCAUGGGGCUCAGGGCCUAGAGACGGACCAAAGCAGGACCAGCAAGGUGGGGCCCUUCCUCUUCUCACCAUCCCUCCCAAGGGUCCUGGAGACAAGGGGGGCGGGGCCAGCUGGCCAGGGGCAGGGAGGGGGACACUUAGCUUGGGCUUUCCCCUCCUGAAUAAACCAUUGAUCACUGA
This is a messenger RNA of Neogale vison (American mink), 3107 nucleotides long. RefSeq names its product tripartite motif containing 29 (gene TRIM29). The coding region runs from base 140 to 2005 and encodes 621 amino acids. NCBI's taxonomy places the organism in Eukaryota, Metazoa, Chordata, Mammalia, Carnivora, Mustelidae. The record is from RefSeq and is a predicted model, not a curated record. Gene Ontology annotation, molecular function: zinc ion binding. The transcript is spliced from 10 exons.